Molecule: messenger RNA, 891 nt
Organism: Salvia hispanica
Lineage: Eukaryota; Viridiplantae; Streptophyta; Magnoliopsida; Lamiales; Lamiaceae
Product: RING-H2 finger protein ATL32-like
Biological process (GO): protein ubiquitination
Source: RefSeq, a predicted model, not a curated record
CACCAUAUAACUUGCAAGAGGCUUCAAAUGGCCAAUUACAACAUAUUGCUAACAUAUUGCUACCCUCAGACAGCAACAUCACACCAACUAUCACACACACACACAGUUUCAGUUGUGACAAUCACACUAUUAUUAAAUAAUCACAAUCAGGUGAGAUUCUCCUAUCAUUAGUUUCUUCAAAUACUCAAUCAACUUCAUAAGAAACCUCUCCUCUUUUUCUUCUCUCCAAAGAAAACCAUGGCAGACCCUCAAAGCUCCUCUACAACACCACCCCCGCCUCCGCUAAUAAGGUCGAACUCCGAGAUGCUCUACUACGGCCUCGUUGUCGUCGCGACAGCGGUUAUCGUGCUCGUGCUCUACAACAUCGUCAUCGUGAGAUGGUGCGCGGAUCAAAGGCCGCCGCAGAGAAUCAGGCACAGACGGCCGCGCCAGGCUGCGACGUGGAGGAUCACCGACUCUCCCGCGAUCUCGGUCGCUAGCUUCAAGUACGAGGGCGGUGGAAAGGGGCAAGAUGGUGGUGGUGGCGGUGGUGGUGAUUCUGAGUGUGCAGUUUGCCUAUCAGUGUUUGAACAAGGUGAAGAAAUAAAACAGCUGCCUAACUGUAAGCAUUACUUUCAUGCUCCUUGUAUUGAUAUGUGGCUCUACUCCCACAUGGACUGCCCUCUUUGCCGUUCGCCGGUGGAGCCGUUGCCGCUCCACCGCCCGGUAGCCGCGGGGGAGGAGACGGAGCAUUCCCGGGAAGUGUUGCUAGGCCCGGGCUCAUUAGUAUAGAAGCCUUUCUAGUUUUCAGUUGUUAGACAAGGUAAUGUAACAAAGAAAAUAUGUAGCAUUCAAUAUCUGUAAAUUGGCAACAACAAUGAAGAAAAUUAUACAGUAACUAAAUUAUUGCAA